Molecule: messenger RNA, 3290 nt
Organism: Malurus melanocephalus (red-backed fairy wren)
Lineage: Eukaryota; Metazoa; Chordata; Aves; Passeriformes; Maluridae
Gene: TGOLN2
Product: trans-golgi network protein 2
Exons: 4
Coding region: 68-1585 (505 amino acids)
Source: RefSeq, a predicted model, not a curated record
UGCUCUCGCGAGAUCYGUUCCCGGAAGCGGCGCUGUGGGUCGGUGCGGUCUGAGGGGUUCGCUCGCCAUGGAGGCSUCGCGUCCGCUGCUGCUGCUCCUGCUGCUCCUGGGGCUCUGCGCCGCCCGCGCCGCGGCCGAUGGGGAUCAAACAGAUCCUGUGAGAUCUUCCACAGGCUCUAACKCACCCCAGUCACCUGGAACCAGUGACAGCCAGGAGCACGGUGGGACAGAGCAAAAGGGGACGCCCUCAAAGAACACAAUAGACCACCAAGAAAAAUCAAACAACGGCGACCCCAACACAGACACAAACAGUGGGACCAGUACAGGUGAGAAGCAGACACCAGACGACAAACAGAAGAAUGGAAGUUCUGUAAACGGCAAAACUGAUGACAAGGAGAACAAAAACGUCCCACAGAAUGACAACAGCCCAGGUGGCAGCGUGAGCACUGCUCAGGGCAGCAAAGAUGGAACUGAUGCGAGCAGCAAUGCAGGAGGUGGGGCACMAGGAGAUGGAGGCCAGAACAGCAACGGUGGUGACCAAAGCAACACAGGCAGUAGUGGCACUGGUGGUGGGGGCAGCACUGGCGAUGGCACUGGUGAUGGCACUGGUGGCAAAGACAACACUGUCAAUGGCGCUGAUGGCCAGGGCGGUACAGGCAGCAGCACUGGUGGCCAGGGCAACAAUGGCAACAACGCUGGUGGCCAGGGCAACAAUGGCAAUGGUGCUGGUGGCCAGGGCAACAAUGGCAAUGGCACUGAUGGCAAGGGCGACAAUGGCAAUGACACUGGUGGCCAGGGCAGCAAUGGCAAUGGCGCUGGUGGCCAGGGCAGUACAGACAGCAGCACUGAUGGCCAGACUGGCAACAACACCAAGGAGCAAAGCAACAGCCAGAGCAGUAGCAGCAACAAGAACAAACAGGAUGGCAGCGAGUCACAAAGCCUCCAGAAUGAGGGCACCAAAGAUGACAACAAGGAGAACAAGGCUGGCUCCGGCAAGAGCRGUGACAAGGACAAGGAGAACACAAGUGGGAGCAGCACCCAGGACAGCAGCAACAAGGACCAAAGUGCCAACCCAGGCAGCAGUGACAGGAACGGGGCUGGCACGCAGAGUGGCGAGACCGGUAACAGGGACACCAAUGGGGGCACCAGCCAAGGUGGCAGUGAUGGGCAGCAGASUGAGACCCAGGGCAGUGCAGGUAAUGAGCAACCAUCCAACCAGGACAACGAGAACAACUCCCAGGAGGACCAAAACCCUGUGUCACACUUGGCUCCCUCCUCUGUGGAGGGCGACGGCUUUUUGGAAAAUGAGGAAAACGCUGGAGAGGAGAUGGCAGAGGCUGAGGAGGGCAGUGACACCUCCUUGAAUCAGGACAGUGGGAAAAGCAUUCCCUCUUUGCCCAGGGCCCACUCAGAGAGCAGCCACUUCUUUGCCUACCUGGUGACCACAGCCCUCAUUGUCGCAGCCCUGUACGUGGCCUAUCACAACAAACGAAAGAUCAUUGCUUUUGCUCUGGAAGGAAAAAGAUCAAAAACUGGUCGACGGCCCAAAUCUGGUGAUUAUCAGAGACUGGAUCAAAAGAUYUAGAUUCCUCCUCAGAAGGGCCGGUGAUGGGAAUACUGUGCUGCCACAGUUGGAUUUCAGUCCACRGGAAGGAGAGGAAACGCUUUUUGUUUUGCACCUGCACCUUGAUAAAACCUCUCACUUCCCUAAAUUUCUCCUUUCCCAGCUGCCUUGUUUUCCCCUUGGGUGUCUGGCUGCUGGAAAAGCCAGUCCCAGAACUGCACACCCAGAACUUGUGUGUCCCAAUGCAAUGGAAUUUGCCAUCUGCUGGACUGACCCCUCCUUUUGCGGGGGGAAAUUAAGGAUCUGCUGCACAAUGAGCCAUGGGACUGUCCCUUGCCUGGGCACUGAGCUGCCUUGGUCUCCUCCUCCUCCUUCUCCAUCUGUUGGGUUUGGAUGCUCAAGUUGGGAGCAUGUGAGUUCUCUUGCACUUACUUGGAAUUGAUCCACCACAGAUUUGGRUUUGGGUUUUUUUCUCCCUGAUGAAUUUUCCAGUUUCACAACCAGAUUCCCCUUUUUCACACACACCUUUGGCCAUGCUGAAGCAGUUUUUGCUUACACCCUUUGUGCUCCAUGCAGGUCUUUUCCCUCCCAGUCCUCCCAGUUCAGCUGUUGGCACUGGGGGUGUUGSUUGUGGUGUGGUGCUGUGGAAGAGGGGGUCACACCUGUGCCARGGGGUGCUCUGUGCCUUGUCAGGGAUUCAGGUAGGAAAAUUAUUUCCUCCYCUUGUCAAACAUAGGAAGGAAGGAAUGUAAAUCCCUGAGGAGUUUGGGAUGAGUGAAAUUCCCAUCCUUCAGCCCCCCCAGUUGUGUUGGACUGGUACUGGUUGGACCAAGGGCUGCCAAAGGSGUUGGUGCCCCAGUUACACCUGUGAGGUGAUUUUCAUUCCUACAUUCCACUCCCAAGGGGUUUGUUCAAGCCCGGAUGUUUCUGGAGAGGGCACAAAGUACCUGCUUGGCUCCUACUUUGGAUUUUUCCAGUACAGACAGAAAAAAAUGGGUUUGGGGAACCCAGAGCUCCUCACAUGGCCAUCCAGAUGCACCCAGAUCAGGUGCCAGCUGUAUGCCAGUCCACUUGACACCUGACUGCACGGGAAGAAUCCCAGGAUGGUUAAAUUCCCUUCUGGGGAGCUUUUUUCCAGCCUCCCCAAACUUGGGAAUCGGCUCGUGGUCAUCUUGGACAAGGGUAAAGCCAUUUCCUGGUCACUGUGAAAGCUGCAGCUCUAGUUUUGAUUUUGUAAUGGUUCAUUCCAAGAGGGAAGAGAGGGUUCAACCUCUUCCAAACCCUAAAAUUAUCCUUUCCAGUUCUGCUUGCUCUUGGCAAGAACAAAGAGCCUGAGAGUCCCUCUUGGCUUUAAAGAGUUCUCAAAGUUUCCCUGGGAAACAUCUAGGAUGCCAAAAGUACUUCCAGGAGUUGUUUUGGAGAACAGGAAGUUGGAGGGAARGGAAACAGGACUGGGAAUGUAACCCUUGGGGAAAAGGGUGGGAACCUCCUGCACCAAACCACCUUCUUCAGGGAUUCUGUGGGAUCUGCCAGGCUGGGGGAGCUGCUUUAGGGCUUCUUUAGGGGAGGAGGUCACUGGCUUUUGGCUGGUGACAGCRGGGGGACAAACCCUCUUCCAGUGUGUGGAAUUCCGUGUGCUCCUGGGCUUCUCCGGCCAGGAUUUUGGAGUGUGUGUGCUUUUUGGAGUGUGAGUCCUCUGUGCCUGCUUUGUCCUGGUUUUGUUUGC